This is a messenger RNA of Musa acuminata AAA Group (dessert banana), 1390 nucleotides long. Its product is annotated as hypersensitive-induced response protein 1-like. NCBI's taxonomy places the organism in Eukaryota, Viridiplantae, Streptophyta, Magnoliopsida, Zingiberales, Musaceae. The transcript has 6 exons. Bases 241 to 1098 code for a protein of 285 amino acids. The record is from RefSeq and is a predicted model, not a curated record.
GCCGUGGCGCUUCGCAGGAAGCUUGGCACCCGCCGCCCGUGUCGUGUGAUUCAAGCACAGCGUCAUUGCUCGGAAGGCAUCAAGAAAUGCGCUCGAAACGAAACGGAAAGCCACCACCGCGCCGGUCGCCCUCUCCACCACUUUACCAAAGCGACAAUUCCCUUUUCUCUCUUUAUAAUAACCCUAAUCGCCUCCUCCUCCUCUUCCAUCUCUGAUUCGCCCUUCACCACUCGAUCAGCAAUGGGCCAGGCAUUUUGUUGCAUUCAAGUGGACCAGUCAACUGUGGCCAUGAGAGAAACUUUUGGGAAGUUUGAUCAUGUGCUUGAGCCUGGAUGCCACUUCCUGCCAUGGUGUUUGGGGAAACAGAUUGCUGGUUAUCUUUCACUCCGUGUGCAACAACUUGAUGUUCGUUGCGAAACAAAGACAAAGGAUAAUGUAUUUGUUACGGUUGUUGCUUCUAUCCAAUACAAUGCUCUUGCUGACCAGGCAUCUGAUGCAUUCUACAGGCUCAGCAACACAAAGGAGCAAAUCCAAUCCUAUGUUUUUGAUGUCAUCAGGGCUAGUGUUCCAAAGCUGAAUUUGGAUGAUGUGUUUGAGCAGAAGAAUGAUAUCGCUAGAGCUGUUGAAGAUGAGCUUGGAAAGGCAAUGUCAUCAUAUGGUUACAAAAUUGUUCAAACACUAAUCGUGGAUAUCGAGCCUGAUAAUCAUGUGAAGAAAGCAAUGAAUGAGAUCAAUGCAGCUUCUAGAAUGAGAGUUGCAGCAAAUGAAAAAGCUGAAGCGGAGAAGAUACUGCAGAUUAAGCGGGCUGAAGGAGAAGCAGAAUCUAAGUACUUGUCUGGCUUGGGUAUAGCACGGCAACGCCAGGCCAUUGUGGAUGGCCUGAGGGACAGCGUGCUUGCCUUCUCUGUCAACGUGCCAGGAACCACAGCUAAGGAUGUCAUGGACAUGGUUCUGGUGACACAGUAUUUCGACACAAUGAAGGAGAUCGGGGCCUCCUCGAAAUCCUCUUCUGUGUUCAUUCCCCAUGGUCCUGGGGCUGUGAGGGACAUUGCUGCCCAAGUUAGAGAUGGCCUUCUCCAAGGUAGCGCCAUCCAUUGAACAGAAGAAAUAAGGGAUGGCAUUGGAGUCAGCAGUUUAGAUUGGUAUUGUUUGUAUUAUCAGUUGUCUUCUAAAGUAGCAUCUUAUUCGGUAUAGAUGGAAUCGAAGGUAUAAUAUGCAGGUAUCAGUAGUCGGAUAUGGUGUCAGAAAAGAUGAAUUGCUGUAAAGAACAAUAUUUGGUUGUGUAGGUGCUCUUAGUGUAUAUGGUUAAGUAGUGUUUUGUGAACCUAUGCUACCAAGAAAUUUGCUGCUGAAUAUAAAUGCUCUACUUGUAGGGAUUUUGUUUCUCUAA